Messenger RNA from Pecten maximus, 2380 nucleotides. Its product is annotated as zinc finger protein 239-like. NCBI's taxonomy places the organism in Eukaryota, Metazoa, Mollusca, Bivalvia, Pectinida, Pectinidae. Gene Ontology annotation, cellular component: nucleus. The record is from RefSeq and is a predicted model, not a curated record. The coding region runs from base 818 to 1519 and encodes 233 amino acids. The transcript is spliced from 2 exons.
UCAUCAUAAUAUAUUUGGGUGCAUUGCUGUUGAAUGCAAUGAAGCGUAAGCUACAGUAGGCUAUAGUUAACGGGCCAAACUUGAGUAUAUUAAAAACACAGGGGCACGUUACAAUAAGAAUGUAUACUGUACAUGAAUGAUUGAAAUGUAUGGGGGUCAGUAGAAACAUUAACACAUUCAAAAGUAUUUGGGUCUUGUGUUAUGUUUAUACUGACCACAUACAUGUUUAAUCAUUUCAUGUACAUUAUUAGGUAACGUGCCCCUGUGUUGCAAAUGCGUAUCAUUAUGUAUCAUAUGAGAUGGGACGUAACGUCGAUAUAUAUCCGUGCAAGGUUCAUUACAAAUUUUAUGUUAAUGUGCAAUAUAGCUAGUUAUCGACCCCUUUUCAGCCUUUAUUGCUAAGAAAGUGAUAACUCUUCCGAUUACCAUGGACUUGGAUAUACAUUUUUAUCUACAAUUUAUUGUUGUGUCAGAGAUAAAUUAGGGUUUAGACAAUUCCAGCUACACAUGCUCUUUGCAGGUUCUCAACAAUUCAUGACGACAACAAUACCACAAUGUCAGGGCAACUAUACAAUGACUUCGCGUCAACAAUUCAAUCACAUCCAAUGAACUUUGUCUCGCAUUUGAUACAGGAGAGAGAACGUACCACUCCAGCUCCCUUCAGAUGACAGAAGACUAGGGAUUUAAAUAUUGUAAUGGCUACCAAUGGUGGUGAAAUGACUACAUCACUACAAAUGGACGUUUUGUUGAGUUAUAUGAGAUGACCAGGCUACUAUGACUUAAAUUGUACUUGGCGAAGUGUGGUGGAUAUUUUUCCAUGGAGAACACCGACAACAUGUCUGGUGUGUGUGAUAAGGCCUGCCUAGAUGUUUGUAGCUUAUCGAAGCAGCAAAAUGCACUGACAAGAAAAAAGCCGUACAAGUGUGAUGUUUGUGGUAAAUUUUUUGCGCAGUCAGCUCAUCUUGAAACACAUUUCAGAACACAUACUGGAGAAACUCCUUACAAAUGUGAUGUCUGUGGUAAGGAAUUCAGUGAAUCGUCCAAGCUACAGAGGCAUUUCCGAUCCCACACUGGCUCCAGACCCUAUAAGUGUGAUUUCUGUGGUAAGGAAUUUAUCCGAAGAGACACGCUGCAGAAACAUACAAGAACACACACGGGAGAGAAGCCUUACACGUGUGAUAUCUGUGGUAAGGGAUUCAGUCAGUCCGCUCACCGCCAGAUGCACACAUUGACACAUUCUGGACAGAAGCCGUAUAAGUGUGACGUCUGUGAUAAGGUGUUUAGUCAGUCCUCUCACAUGAAAACUCAUUUCAGGACACACAUUGGAUACAGUCCUUUCAAGUGUGAUGUGUGUGGUAAGGAAUUCACAAGGGCAGAGUACCUACAGAAACAUAGUAUGACACAUACCGGAGAGAAACCUUACAAAUGUGACUUCUGUGGACGCGGGUUUAUACAGUCAUCUAACCUCCGAAGACAUAUCAGGUCACAUACGGGAAAUAACCCUGUGUUGUCUGUGUAAGGGGAAUAACCCUGUAUUGUCUGUGUAAGGGAAAUAACCCUGUAUUGUCUGUGUUAGGGUAAUAACCCUGUAUUGUCUGUGUAAGGGAAAUAACCCUUUGUUGUCUGUGUAAGGGGAAAUAACCCUGUGUUGUCUGUGUAAGGGAAAUAACCCUGUAUUGUCUGUGUAAGGGAAAUAACCCUGUAUUGUCUGUGUAAGGGAAAUAACCCUGUGUUGUCUGUGUAAGGGAAAUAACCCUGUGUUGUCUGUGUAAGGGAAAUAACCCUGUGUUGUCUGUGUAGGGGAAAUAACCCUGUAUUGUGUGUGUUAGGGAAAUAACCCUGUAUUGUCUAUGUUACUAAAUAACCCUGUAUUGUGUGUGUAAGGGAAAUAACCCUGUGUUGUCUGUGUAAGGGAAAUAACCCUGUAUUGUCUAAGGGAAAUAACCCUUUAUUAUCCGUGUAAGGGAAAUAACCCUGUAUUGUCUGUGUAAGGGAAAUAACCCUGUAUUGUCUGUGUAAGGGAAAUAACCCUUUGUUGUCUGUGUAAGGGAAAUAACCCUGUGUUGUCUGUGUAAGGGAAAUAACCCUGUGUUGUCUGUGUAAGGGAAUGUGUUUUCUGUGUUAGGGAAAUAAAUUAAAUGUGCUGUACAUUACUGUGUAUUGCCCACUCUGUUAAAUUGCCGCCACAAACCAAAUAAUGGAUUUAUAAUUAAGAAUACUCAGAUAGCCAACUCCGGUGCAUCGUCCUCAAGUUAUAUGCUAAUUAGUAAUUAUAAAGUAGAAGUUCAGGGAAAACCUUGGCUGUGUGUAUCACAGUUGAUCAGGACACCUGUAUUGUUUUGACAAGAGAACAGUGUCAAUAAACGUUUUUCUGGAUAUA